Molecule: messenger RNA, 803 nt
Organism: Diuraphis noxia (Russian wheat aphid)
Lineage: Eukaryota; Metazoa; Arthropoda; Insecta; Hemiptera; Aphididae
Product: alpha-tocopherol transfer protein-like
Cellular component (GO): membrane
Molecular function (GO): phosphatidylinositol bisphosphate binding
Source: RefSeq, a predicted model, not a curated record
AAGUAUGUGUUUAAUUUAAUAGAAAAUGGUUAGCGCAUUUUAUAACUGGAUGCAAGUAUAAUUUGCAAAGAUCAAAGCAAGUUAUUGAUUCAUACUUCGUAGCACGGGCAGAAUUUCCAGAGUUUUUUGGCUCUUUUACUAGGGAACAGCUAAAAGAAGCUACUAAACAAGGAUCUGUAUGUUUGUUCCCGAAACUGACGCCAGAGGGUAACAGAAUUUUCUGUACCAUGACCCGCCAAUCGUCGGACGAUGAAAAAUAUGAUGUUAUGCUGUUUUGUCAAGUGUCCAUCGCCAUUUUAGACUUACAGCUUAAAUUGGAGCCCAUGUACGGGAACAUUAUUUUGUAUGACCUGAAACACAUUCGACUAGCUCAAUUCAUGGCCUUCACGCCCACUUUGACAAAACAUCUGUUGAGAUGUUGCAUUGAUUCGUUCCCACUGCGAGUUAAAACUGUCCACUACAUAAAUCCGCCAAAGUUCAUGAGCCGCCUUAUAACAUUCUUUAAGCUAUUUGUAUCGAACAAAAUCAGAGACAGGAUAUUUGUACACGAUUCACUGGAAGAUUUAUACCAAUACAUUCCAAAAGAUGUAUUACCAGACAUUUAUGGUGGCUGCGGCGGAAAUCUAGAAAAAUAUGAAGAGGAUAUGUUGGAACUGUUGAUGGCUAACAAAGAAUGGUUGGAAGCACGACCAAAGGCCAACUUGUCGAAACGACCAGAACAUAUAAAAAAAGACGAAUUGGACAUGAAUGGUACAUUCAAACAAUUACAGAUUGAUUGAAUUUUCAAUUUAAGAUACUUUAGU